AUGGCUUCAAAUCACCCGAUAAACUGCCCACCAUUUGAAUUCUCUGCAAAGUAUUAUCAUCACCAUGGAGAAAGUGGCAGUUGUGUGAGGCAGAGCAGUUUUUUCGGAGGCAAAGCCGUGCUGAAUCAAGGGGUUGGAUACUCUGUUAUUCUCGGAUUUGGAGCCUUCUUCGCUGUUUUCACCUCUUUCCUGGUAUGGCUUGAAAAGAGAUAUGUCGGAUCUCGUCACACGUCGGAAUGGUUCAAUACCGCCGGUAGAAAUGUCAGAACGGGCCUCAUAGCCAGUGUCAUCGUCUCCCAGUGGACCUGGGCUGCUACAAUCUUACAAAGCUCCAAUGUAGCUUGGGAAUAUGGAAUUAGUGGCCCUUUCUGGUAUGCAAGUGGGGCUACAAUCCAGGUUCUACUGUUUGGUGUAAUGGCCAUCGAGAUCAAACGAAAAGCUCCUCGCGCACACACUGUUUGUGAAAUUGUCAAGGCGAGAUGGGGCACUGCAGCUCAUAUUGUUUUUCUAACAUUUUGCUUCAUGACGAACAUUAUUGUGACUGCCAUGCUCCUUCUCGGAGGGUCGGCAGUCGUGAAUGCCCUAACGGGCGUGAACAUUUAUGCUGCGAGUUUCUUAAUACCUCUUGGUGUUAUAGUGUACACGUUAGCUGGAGGCCUAAAGGCCACCUUUUUGGCAAGCUACAUUCAUUCUGUAAUAGUGCAUGUGGUUUUGGUCAUAUUUGUGUACCUAGUGUAUGUUUCGAGCAGUGAACUCGGUAGCCCAAGCAUUGUAUACAGACGCCUGCUCGAGGUUGCGAGCAAGGCACGAAACUGUGAAGAUCCAAUUUCACACGCCGGGCAAUCUUGUGGGCCCGUAACAGGUAACCACAAAGGCUCUUAUGCCACGAUGCUCAGUUCCGGAGGGCUUGUCUUUGGCAUAAUCAACAUCGUCGGGAAUUUUGGUACAGUUUUUGUUGACAAUGGGUAUUGGGUGAGUGCCAUUGCUGCUAGGCCAUCUUCAACUCAUAAGGGCUAUUUGUUGGGUGGAUUAGUGUGGUUUGCUGUACCAUUUUCUCUUGCAACUUCACUUGGGUUAGGAGCAUUGGCACUUGAUUUGCCGCUAACGGCAGCCGAGGCGAGUCACGGGCUCGUCCCGCCUGCUACAGCAAUUGCCUUGAUGGGGAAGGGAGGAUCUAUACUUCUGCUCACCAUGCUUUUUAUGGCCGUCACGUCCGCGGGCUCCUCCGAGCUAAUCGCCGUCUCAUCCCUAUGCACGUACGACAUAUACCGCACUUACAUAAAUCCCUGCGCAACCGGGAAACAAAUCCUCAAAGUGUCGAGGGCUGUUGUCCUAACCUUCGGUUGUCUCAUGGGAAUCCUAGCCGUCAUCCUAAACAAAGCCGGUGUGUCCCUCGGUUGGAUGUACUUAGCAAUGGGUGUCUUCAUAGGCUCCGCCGUCAUCCCAAUAGCCUUCUUGCUCCUCUGGACAAAAGCAAAUGCAAAAGGCGCCGUUUUCGGCACGAUCAUCGGUUGCUUGCUCGGGAUCACGACUUGGCUCACGGUCACCAAAGUUGAGUACGGGCGAGUGAAUCUCGACACGACCGGGAGGAAUGGGCCCAUGUUGGCCGGAAACUUGGUUUCGAUACUCGUGGGUGGGUCGGUUCACGGCAUAUGCAGUUUGAUGUGGCCGCAAGCUUACGAUUGGGGGACGACUAAGAAAAUUACGAUGGUCGAGAAGGAUGAUAAGAGCGAUUUGUCGGCCGACGAGUUUAAGGAGGAGAAGUUGAGUAGAGCAAAGGGGUGGAUUGUGAAAUGGGGUGUUGGGUUUACUUUGGUCAUUGUUGUGUUGUGGCCAAUCCUUACUCUCCCUGCAGGGCAAUUCAACGAGGGAUACUUCACAUUCUGGGCAGUGAUUGCCAUUGCAUGGGGCACAAUUGCUUCGGCCGUGAUCAUAGCUUUGCCGUUGAUCGAAAGUCGGGAGACGAUUCGAAACGUAAUUCUUGGCAUGUUCACGAACGACAGGUUAAUGGAUAAAAUGGAAGAGAUUGAUUUGAAGCUGCGAACGAUCAUCUCGUCAAUGCCGGAAGUGGAAAGAACUUACUUGCUGGAGAAAGAGAAGAUGAAGAAAAAAGAAGCCUUGGAAACAGAUCAAAUUCAUAUCUUGCCAGCAUAA
Molecule: messenger RNA, 2154 nt
Organism: Striga hermonthica
Lineage: Eukaryota; Viridiplantae; Streptophyta; Magnoliopsida; Lamiales; Orobanchaceae
Source: the annotation of a GenBank genome assembly